Molecule: messenger RNA, 753 nt
Organism: Penicillium verhagenii
Lineage: Eukaryota; Fungi; Ascomycota; Eurotiomycetes; Eurotiales; Aspergillaceae
Exons: 2
Coding region: 1-753 (250 amino acids)
Source: RefSeq, a predicted model, not a curated record
AUGAGUUCGAAAAACCUGUCUGAUAUCGGUCGUGAUCUGCUGAAGGCUGAUCUUGAGGAAGUCAGCCAGCUUCAAGGCGUCCACACUAUCUUGGCAGAUGUUCCCGGCUUUUCAGAUGGGUCUAACGCCGAUAAGAUUCUCGAGAGUAUAUCGUCUGCGUCUGGAAAGGCAUACCAUACCAUCUUCGAGAAGCUUAUGGUGGCGUGGAAAGAUUUUGACCAGGAUGGCAAGGAGUUUGACCAAGAGGGGUACAACAACGUGUACUCUCAAGAGCAAAAGAAAUUCCUUACCUAUUUUCACCAAAACCUGUCUGAAUCUGGUCUCCCAACUCAAACCAUUGCCGCUUUGAAAGAGACUCUAGAUGAAGACAAGACCAAACUCUGUCGAGCCAUGUGGGAAGAUAAGGAAUGGUCAGAUGGGAAAGAGAAUCUCGAGCUCGAGAAAGAAAUUCUUACAGUGCUGGUGAAUGACGCGAAAGUGUUACGAGCAAUUACCAGAACAAUCUUGAUUGCUUGGACAGAAUGCAACGUGGUGGUUGAUUUGUCCAGAAAGAAUUUGGACGAUUAUCGCAGCGCCAGUACUGCAAUCGAACCCCAAUAUAACCGCCAAAAGGCUUAUGAGGAGCACGGAGAUGUCCUCAGGAUUCCUCAGUCUGGAGAAGACUUUGAGUUAUUCAGAGCUAAUUUUGAUCCUCUCCCUGCCGGCUUUGACCCCCGAGACCCCAGAAAUCCCAGAAACCUUAGAUUCAAUUGA